GCAACGCCGGGCGCACCCGCCCCUUCCCCCUGCCCUUUCUCCCGGGCCGGUGCGCGGGAGCAUGCCCGGGGGCGCGCCCCCCUCUCCCGCUAGGCGCCCGCCCGCGCACGCUAUGGCCCCCCGCCCCAGCCCGGGGCCCGAGGUCCCGCGCUCGGGCCACUGACCGACGCCCCGGUUCCCGCCCCCGCCUCCCUGCCUGCCAGCACCAUGGGAUGCAGUAUGUGCGUGGUCCAGAAACCGGAGGAGCAAUACAAAGUCAUGCUUCAGAGCCGGGGAGCAGCUGGAAGCCCGCAAGCGUGGGGUGCAGAACCGCAUGGUGCCCUGGACAUCGUCCCGGGGAUGAAUGGUCACUCCUGCACCCCAGCCCAGGUGAACGGGAAGGAGCUCUCCAAGCUGUCUCAGGAGCAGACGCUGGAGGCCCUUCGUACCUCCAAGGAGCCCCUGGUCAUCCAGGUGCUGAGACGCAGCCCCCGCCUGCGGGGGGACAGCUCCUGCCAUGACCUGCAGCUGGUGGACAGUGGCACUCAGACCGACGUCACCUUUGAGCACAUCAUGGCGCUGGGCAAGCUGCGCCCGCCCACCCCGCCCAUGGGCAUCCUGGAGCCGUACGUCCUGUCUGAGCUCACCCCCAUCAGCCAUGAGUAUUAUGACCCGACGGAAUUCACGGAGGGAGGCCCGCAGGAUGAGCUGGAGUAUGAGGAGGUGGAGCUUUAUAAAAGCAGCCACCAAGACAAGCUGGGCCUGAUGGUGUGCUACCGCACGGACGAUGAGGAGGACCUGGGAAUCUAUGUUGGAGAGGUGAAUCCCAACAGCAUUGCAGCCAAAGACGGCCGGAUCCGAGAGGGGGACCGAAUCAUCCAGAUUAACGGCAUGGACGUCCAGAACCGAGAAGAGGCAGUGGCCAUCCUGAGCCAGGAGGAGAACACCAACAUCUCCCUGCUGGUGGCUCGGCCUGAGAGCCAGCUGGCAAAACGGUGGAAGGACAGUGACCGGGAUGACUUCCUGGAUGACUUUGGCUCUGAGAAUGAGGGGGACCUGUGUGCUCGGAAGCUGAAAUCACCUCCUGCCCAGCAGCUCGGAAACGAGGAGGACAAGGGGGCCCCAGAUGCAGGCCCAGGCCUGAGCAACAGCCAGGAGCUGGACAGCGGGGUGGGCCGCACUGAUGAGAGCACGCGCAAUGAAGAGAGCUCGGAGCACGACCUGCUGGGGGACGAGCCCCCCAGUGCCACCAACACCCCAGGGACCCUGCGCAAGUUCGGCCUGCAAGGGGACUUGCACUUCAGCAUGGACUCGCUGCUGGCUGAGGCUGCGGGGCUGGGCGCAGGGGAUGUGCCUGGCCUCACGGAUGAGGAGUACGAGCGCUACCGGGAGCUGCUGGAGAUCAAGUGCCACCUGGAGAAUGGCAACCAGCUGGGCCUGCUCUUCGCGCGGGCCUCGGCAGGCAACGGUGCCCUGGACGUCAACCGCAACGAGAGCCUGGGCCACGAGAUGGCCAUGCUGGAGGAGGAGCUGAGGCACCUGGAGUUCAAGUGCCGCAACAUCCUGCGCGCGCAGAAGAUGCAGCAGCUGCGGGAACGCUGCAUGAAGGCCUGGCUGCUGGAGGAGGAGAGCCUGUACGACCUGGCAGCUGGUGAGCCCAAGAAGCACGAGCUGUCCGACAUCUCCGAGCUGCCAGAGAAGUCCGACAAGGACAGCACCAGCGCCUACAACACAGGGGAGAGCUGCCGCAGCACGCCACUGCUUGUGGAGCCCCCGCCGGAGAGCCCCCUGAAGCGGGCUGCCGCUGCCGCCGCCGGCAACUCCAACUUGAACCGGACCCUCCCCGGCCCCCCGAUCACUGGCCCCCCCAAGACGACCGCCACGCCUGGAAGCCCGGCCAAGUUCCGCUCCCUCUCCCGGGACCCCGAGGCAGGCCGGAGGCAGCAUUCGGAGGAGCGCGUCCGCCGCAGCCCCAAGGCCGGGGUGGCCUUGGAGCAGGUGGGCCCCGAAGGCAGCCCUUACCUGUUGCGGCGCCACCCUGGCCAGGGCCAGGAGAGCGAGCACUACCACAGCUGCAUGCAGCUGACCCCGCCGCGCAGCCUAGAGGAGCUGGGCCGCGGCGCCUUGGGCCUGGCCGGUGGCCCCCGGGUGUGUGGCGUGGCAGCCUCGGUGGAAGCGCCUCGCAUGGAGUGGAAGGUGAAGGUGCGCAGCGAUGGCACCCGCUACGUGGCCAAGAGGCCUGUGCGCGACCGGCUGCUGAAGGCCCGGGCCCUGAAGAUCCGGGAGGAGCGCAGCGGCAUGACCACCGACGACGAUGCGGUGAGCGAGAUGAAGAUGGGCCGCUACUGGAGCAAGGAGGAGCGCAAGCAGCACCUGAUCCGCGCUCGGGAGCAGCGGAAGCGCCGCGAGUUCAUGAUGCAGAGCCGGCUGGAGUGCCUGCGGGAGCAGCAGAGUGGCGACAGCAAGCCUGAGCUCAACAUCAUCGCGCUGAGCCACCGCAAGACCAUGAAGAAGCGGAACAAGAAGAUCCUGGACAACUGGAUCACCAUCCAGGAGAUGCUGGCCCACGGUGCACGCUCGGCAGACGGCAAGCGGGUCUACAACCCCCUGCUGUCAGUCACCACUGUCUGAGCUGCCGGGCAGCCUUCAGCUUCCUCUCAAGUUUGGUGUGUGUGAAUGUGUGUGCGCGUGUGCGCGCGUGCACUGCAUUCCUGCACCUUCUGCCUGUCCUCAUGUGUGUGGGGAAGAGAAAGGACAUUCCUUCCGCAUGGCCUACUUCCUUCUCCCCAAGUAACCAGACCAUGUCGACAGCUGGCCUUGAGCACCCCUGUGCUUGGAGGCAGGGAAGUUAAGAGAACACCCUGCUUCACGCCCUGGGAGCUGCGGUUAUUUGUAGACAAAGGCACCCCCGGUUUUUGUGGUUUUUCUCCCUUUCUGUGCUUGCAGAUAGUUGUUUUUCUGUUUUGUGGCCUUGCCAUGGGUGGGCAGCCUGGCGGAGGGGCAGAGGUGGAGCCCUGGUGCUGGCUGGGAAGGAGUGGGGGGAGCGGGGGAGGGUGGGAGGGGAGGGUGGUGGGAGGAAUGGGAAGCAGCUGCCGGGGGCUCCGUGCUGAGGGUGGGAUGGGAGCCUGAACUCUGCUUUCUCAAGGUUCACUCCUUGGGGCUGCCUCCCUCCCCAGAGACUGUGGGGGCUGAGGGAACAGUGUCCACCCGAGAAGUCACUGUGCCCGAUGCCAUCUGGGGCUGGACCAUUAUAGAUGGGGGGGGCUGAGAAGCCAAGCCCUGUGAGCGACAGUGAGAGACCUCAGGCCAUUCAGCCUGGAGAGAACUAGGUGACAGGGAGGUGGGCCAAGCAGGAGGGAGACGCCCAGCCCUCUCCGGGUGUUGCCUGUGCAGUACCCUUGGCUUGGAGGCAGACAGCUGCCACAUCCCUGCCCCUGCAUCUUGAGAAUAAAGCAAGCUGUCUUUUUACUGUUUGAA
Heterocephalus glaber (naked mole-rat) is the source of this 3456-nucleotide messenger RNA. It is a transcript of the gene Pdzd4, whose product is annotated as PDZ domain containing 4. Lineage: Eukaryota; Metazoa; Chordata; Mammalia; Rodentia; Bathyergidae. The record is from RefSeq and is a predicted model, not a curated record. Gene Ontology annotation, molecular function: protein binding.